This is a messenger RNA of Magallana angulata, 1401 nucleotides long. RefSeq lists its product as uncharacterized. The record is from RefSeq and is a predicted model, not a curated record. The coding region runs from base 6 to 1025 and encodes 339 amino acids. The transcript is spliced from 2 exons. Lineage: Eukaryota; Metazoa; Mollusca; Bivalvia; Ostreida; Ostreidae. Gene Ontology annotation, molecular function: protein binding.
UCAGAAUGAAAUUUCAAGAUGCUGUUUACUGUUUUAUUUUGCUCCUUCUACAUGUAUGUAACAUAGGAGAAACGGUAGGAUUGUUGGUACACGGGAACACAGGGAACUUAACCGACAACAUUCACGGGUUUCCUGGACAAAAUAUCGACCUAGCGGACAUGAUGCAAAUGCUUCUGAACCAGACUGCGGAACUGGACAUUAUGAAACAACAAACGGCGGCAGAGAUAGAAAACUUAAAACAAAAGACUGCAGAGAUAGAACACCUGAAACAACAGACUGCAAGUGACCAAACCACCAUACAGUCACUUCAAAAUCGAGUGUUCUUCCUGGAAGCAGAACUUAACAAACUGAACGUAUCCAAACUCCCCUCUAUCCAGGAGUUCUCCACGUAUCUGAGUAGCAUGAACCAAUUAACUCAUAAUAUGGCGACAAAUGAGGCGAAUGAUAGAAACCUGACACAGAGGUUAGACGUUGCGGUUAAAAGUCUAGAUGACCUUAAAGUCCAGGUUAGAUACACAAGCCUAUCAUUGUUGGAUAUUAGACAGUCUAUGACAGACGAACUGAAUGGUACCUUACAGGCAAUUCAACUGGUUGAGGAUAGAGUAACCGAACACAUUAAAAAUGUGUCUAAAAAAAUAGGAUUUACAGCAUCAAUUUCGUCUGCUAGUUCAACUUGGAAAAGCGGAACUCUGGUAUUUCCUGUGGUCAUCACAAAUUUUGGGAACGGAUACAACUCACGUACCGGGGUAUUUACCGCGCCCAUAACGGGGGAAUAUGUCUUCUUUGUCAAUGUGCAGGCUUACAGUUCCUAUACCAUUUAUGUAGACGUCGUGCUGAAUGGAGUAAUUCAAGUCAGAACAUUUGCGUCUGGUGAUUCUUACAAUACUUACAACGCAGGUCCAAACCUGGCAGUGUUAACUCUACAAAAAGAGGACAGAGUGUGGAUACAAUAUUACACUGGUCAAGGUUAUCAUAGUGACAGCGGUCAUAUAACCACCUUUUCAGGGUUUCUUCUCCAGAAUUAAAUUCAAACAAGGCGAAAUUAAAAGGUUAAAGCGACUGCGAGUUUAAUGACCGUCAAAAUAAAAAUAAAUUUAAAAGCUGUUUAUUUUUAUGUAAACAGAGCUAAAUAUCAGUAACAAGUGAAGGUGUUCACCAAGAUACUUAUCUUCUACUUUGGAAUCGACUCGAUCCUUGAGGCUGCCGUGCCAUGGUAUCACGUGACAGUUAAAAAUAAAUCACUUUUUUUUACCUUAACAAAAAAUAAACAAGAGGCCCAUGGGCCACAUCGCUCAACCAAGGAACAAAAGGAAAGAUAACAUCAGCUUAAUGGAGUCAUAAUACAAACUAUCUGGACAAUGUAGUAUACCACAUGUGGAUCCUGUAUAAAUAAAAAUCCAU